AUAGCAUUGUAUCUAAAAUUUAUUCUGUAGUUUCUCACUUUUAGAAGCACACAUUCAAUCAGGAGGGGGGGGGGGGAGGGGAGAAGAGAUAGUGGCGUCCAUGUACUUCUCGAGGCUAUGGUGGGCAUCGAAGAAGAAUUUGCGUUUGCGAUGCACGCAAUGCCAGUCGCUCCUGCCGGCCGCCCAUUUUUCCCACCGUAUAGGGCCUCAGCGAAGUCUGACGUGUUUGCACUGCAAGCGGCUUUGCACGAUAUGCGGAAUGCGGCAGACCUUCGACAAUUUCGCGAGCGAGCACGUAGACGAGUGCAACCGCUGCUUAGCGAAGCAGCAUCUCGCGUCAAAUAACGUUUACUUUAGGUAUCCCAUUCUUAAGUAUAAGGCGUGCCCUUUCAGCGUCGACGAGAUGCGUGAUGAAUUGAAGAAGAGUGGCGAUCAAGAAGGCGGACGAUAG
Messenger RNA from Phytomonas sp. EM1, 451 nucleotides. The record is from the annotation of a GenBank genome assembly. NCBI's taxonomy places the organism in Eukaryota, Euglenozoa, Kinetoplastea, Trypanosomatida, Trypanosomatidae.